GGCUUUUGAUUCCUCGGUUUCGUGCCGACCGCCAUAUUUCUCCCAGCAGAACAUGUCCUCCAACACGACGACUCCGGAGCAGCAGGCCUCUCUGGAAUAUCAAAAAACGCAUUUCUACGAGGAUCGCGGUCCGGAAGUGCUAGCGGCCUGCGUCGUCAGCAUUGUUUUCUGCGUGUUGGCGGUCAUCCUCCGACUAUGGGCCCAGGCGAUCAUCCACAAGAUAUUUACGCCAGACAGCAUCCUGAUCCUUAUCGCCGCGGUAAUAGCGAUCGCAACGACAUCCUGUACAAUAGCGGCAGUUCAUAGCGGACUAGGAAAGCAUCAGAUUCGAGUCAUGUCCAUCGAUCCGGACCCACCGGCCAAAACGGCUUUCAUCUUUGAAAUGGGUUAUAUUGUAACCAUCCUGCAAGCCGUCGCGUUGAUGUUCACCAAGCUCUCGAUUCUGCUGUUUUACCACCGGGCGUUCACCACCGUGCUGCGGCCCCUCAAAUGGACCAUCUGGAUCCUCUUCUAUUACUGUAUAGGGUUGGGAAUCGGGUCGACAGUCGAAUUCAUCUGCGCCUGCAUUCCUCCGCAGAUGUUCUGGCUGCGGGUGUAUCCCAUCUUUGGAUACCCGCUACCGGAGCCCCUCGAAGAGAAUUGCCUCCCGCAGCAGAUGCACCUGGGAGUCCCCCUGCUCUUGGAUCUGGCGUCCGAGAUCGUCAUGCUAGCGGUGCCGGCCAUCGUGCUGUGGAACCUGCAACUUCCUCUGCGCAAAAAGAUCGGCUUGACCUUCGCAUUCUCGAUGGGUAUCUUCGUCACGGGCAUUUCCGUGGUUCGAUUCUACUACUCGUGGCGCAUGGUCAACGACGGCGAUCUCUCGUGGGAUGACACCGACAGCUUCAUGUGGACGUCGGUGCAAGUCUGCUUUGGCAUUACGACGGCCUGUAUUCCGGCGUGUGCGCCCUUGCUGCGAAUGAUCCAGGCGCAGACCACACGCAAAGGUGGCUACGGCAGUAGUUUCACGUCGAAUUUCACCAGCCCUUCGAAACCGAAAGCCGACACGGAUAGCGUCGUGAAUCUGGCUCGGCCGACGUGGGACGACGUGGAGCAAAUUCCGUGGGCCGGUAAUUGCUGCGAGAUUCGGUCGGAGACGCCGGCACGAGGGGGUCAUCCCAUCCCCAUGCAAACACUGGGGAUCCAAGUGUCGCACGACGUGAAAGUCGGUCAUGUAGCCCUAAGGCCGAACAAGUGA
This is a messenger RNA of Aspergillus steynii IBT 23096, 1234 nucleotides long. RefSeq lists its product as uncharacterized. NCBI's taxonomy places the organism in Eukaryota, Fungi, Ascomycota, Eurotiomycetes, Eurotiales, Aspergillaceae. The record is from RefSeq and is a predicted model, not a curated record. The coding region runs from base 53 to 1234 and encodes 393 amino acids. The transcript has 3 exons.